CGAGAAUCAAGAGAAUCGGUCAACAGUUGUUUUCAUAUACACUGUGAUACAUGAAUAUUUGCUUUUUCGAAGAAAGUCAUCAACUUAGCAUCAAUCGAGACAUUGCUCGUUGUUUGGUUGGGGCAGGCCUCUCGGUUGGUGCCGUACUCGACGACUUUCCCCUAGAGAAAAAGAGUAACCGUUUUUCAGCGUAUAUCAGCGUUCCUAACUUGGAAGUUAGUUGACUCGCGUAACCGUACUAAUAAGUAAAACGUAGGUAUAGAUAGAAGGAUUUUUGGUACGUGUCGGGGAGUUUAACGUUCGUAAGAGUUUUCAGGAAAGACAAGAGGUGCGCUAGUGUUCGCUAAGCUACCCCCAGCCUUACUACCCCCACCCUUCCGUUCGAGCUCCCCUAGCUAGUGCAAAUCUCGGCGGAUGAAUGUUUUCUUAAGGGAUUCUUCCCGAAAGCGACGCGAAAAUCUGAGAGGAGUCGAGGGAGCUGAAUAUUUGAAAAUUGUUCCGAAACGGUACUAUAAUGGAGAGUGGAAGUAUCUUACAUACCCCGGGUAAUUACCCUGGUGGAGAUCGUCAGCAGUUUUGCGUUUCCUGGAAUUCUCAUCACGCGAACAUGCACAGCGCGUUUCCUAAACUUUUAAGUUCGGAGCAGUUCGUCGAUGUCACUUUGGCAUGCGACGGAGGGUCAAUAAAGUGUCACAAAGUGGUAUUGUCAGCUUGUAGCGAUUAUUUGGAACGUUUACUACUAGAAAUACCGUGCACCCAUCCUAUUAUCUUUUUGAGAGACAUGAGAAUGUGGGAACUUCAGGCUUUGGUGGAAUUUAUGUAUCGUGGAGAAGUAUACGUAGAGCAACAGCAGCUGGGUAAAUUAAUGCAAGCUGCCGAAGUAUUGCAGAUUCGUGGUUUGUCCACUCAAGGAAACGACAACUCUUUGAGCGAAAGUAGUUCGCAACAGUGCGACUCUAAUACUCCUGUUACUCCAUCGACGACCACACAGCAGGAUGAGCCUAAUUUUAAACGCGAAGAAACUCAGUCCGAGGAUGGAGCUUCGAACGCUAAUUUUCUCGAAGGCGCAACAGUUGCUGCGUCCAGCACGGCGAGUGCUCCAUCGCAUAGCACUACGCCCGUUACGCAAAAUCCCAACUCUUCGAACUUUAUGGAGCACAGCGAAGCGUUGCAGCAUUUGGAAAAAGCGCUUAGCGCUUGCGAAGCAACUCUGACCGAGACUCAGGGCAUGGUCAAAAUGGAGCCAGACGAGCAAUUUACUCAGCAACAGGAAGUGAAGCCAUACUCGAUUAGUAUGGUACCGAGCAGCAAUUGUAACCCUAGUAGUCCAUUUCCUGCAAUCGAAGGUUAUCAGAGACGACAAAGACGUUCGGAAGAAGAAUUGAAGCAAGCUUCGGAUAUGGUGGCACGCGGUAUGACGUUUCAAGUGGCUUCGGAAAAGUACAAAAUUCCGAUAAGUACGAUUCGAUUCUACAUGGUUAGAAAAGGUAUAUUGCAAAGGCGAAAACGCGGUCGUGGUUCGAGUAAUCUUGGCAUGAAUAGUCAACCGGGAAGUCCCGCGAGUCCGCCAUAUCAUAUGAUGAAUUAUCGUUUGCCAGAGAGCCUAAACUCCAGCCUACCGUAGUGCUGUACGAGAAGUAGCGAGUUUUUAGACUUGAGUUGAAUCGAACAAAUUUUUUAUUGCCGUAUCGGAGCUGUUCCAGACUGUGUCAUUCUUCCCAUCCUUAUCGACUCGCACCGUGUUAUCCGCUUUUCGUUAAAUCAUUCACAACUUGCGAUCACGCAUCAUCUACCGCGAGUGCGUUUUCGCUGCUCUACUCUACUCUACUCUAAUCUACUCUUCUCUACUCUACUCUACUCUACUCUACUCUACUCUACUCUACACACAUUUAUUGCAUUUACAAAAGAUAGUAAUUUAAUAGAGAAUAAUUGACAACGUGUACGUAUCGUACACGAUAAGUACGAUUUUAGUCUCGAACAGCUCGGCUCCGUGUACAUAAACACCAUACGCCAACUUUCGAACGCGGCAUCGAGACGAAAUGAAAAUAAUUGAAAACUAGAAAACGAACGAAUAUCUCGGGUUGUUUGCAAGAUUAUCGCUCGAUAUCGAGAUAUUUGAAUUGUUUUCAUCGAGUCGUUUAAUUUAAUCGAGUAACUUUCAUUUGGGUACGUUUUAUUCGUUUUCUUUCCCAUCGCGACUUGAACGGACAAGAAGGAAUGUGUGUAACGAGUGUCGAUGCAGCGUUCGAAGGCUACUCGUACGGUUCAGUUUUGGGCCGUGUUCCGUUCUUCUAUUUAGUGACACAUACACCUUGCGUACAUGGAUAGCGUGAGAGGUAUUUUUUUGAGUCCUAUACACAGAUUGCUACAACAGAUUUACAUAACACGGUUCAUAGAGAAGAUUGAACGCGUCACGCGAAGCAUAUUUUUACGACCGCUCGAAAAUCUUUUGAUAAUGCGUAUCCGUAGGGUAGGUUCUUUUUUAUUACGUCGUAUUUAUAUAUAUAGACAUACACAACACGCAACGUGUGCCCAUCAACAUCACCAACUCGGUUGGGAGAAAACCCGCGCGUACACUUACACGAAUAGACACACACACAUGCACACCCACACGAACCCGCGCACACACCGGUGGAACGUGUAUGUAUUUUUUAAGUUGCUCUUUUUUUUUUGAACCUGUAGUAUAAUCUGUAAUUAAUCCAAAAUUUCAAAUAUCAAUUUUGGUAUUAUAAAACCGAAUAGAAUGUAAUACGCCGUGCGUGUUAGGUUUGCUGGCUUUUAUUCAACGGAAAGAUUAAGGGAAAUGAGAGAUUCGAAGCUUGCGGUCUAAAUGCUUAUUAUAACUACGAUGAGAUCGCAGGCUUCGUCCGCGAACAAAUAUUAGUCAUUAUGUUCAAGACUGGUAACACGUGGCUUACCUGCAACCACGUUGAAUCUUAGUAUACUGCAAAUCUGGAUC
Messenger RNA from Hylaeus anthracinus, 2959 nucleotides. RefSeq names its product broad-complex core protein isoforms 1/2/3/4/5-like. The record is from RefSeq and is a predicted model, not a curated record. The transcript is spliced from 4 exons. Gene Ontology annotation, biological process: regulation of transcription by RNA polymerase II. Bases 515 to 1624 code for a protein of 369 amino acids. NCBI's taxonomy places the organism in Eukaryota, Metazoa, Arthropoda, Insecta, Hymenoptera, Colletidae. Gene Ontology annotation, molecular function: protein binding. Gene Ontology annotation, cellular component: nucleus.